Molecule: messenger RNA, 1045 nt
Organism: Paramecium pentaurelia
Lineage: Eukaryota; Ciliophora; Oligohymenophorea; Peniculida; Parameciidae
Source: the annotation of a GenBank genome assembly
UCAUGAGUUGGGGAUAGCCAGAAUAAACACCCUAGCAAGAAUAAUCUUGGGGUAAUACAGAAUCAACAUGGGGCAAUAAUGGUGAUUAAUAAUAAUAGGAUAAUAAACCUGCUUGGGGAGGAGAUUCAAAUAAUGGUUAGGAGAAUAAAGAAUUUAGAGGAAGAGGUGGAAGAGGAGGAAGAGGUGGUAGAGGUGAUAGAGGAGGAAGAGGAAGAGGAGGUGAUAGAGGAGGACGAGGAGGUAGAGGUAGAGGAAGAGGCAACAAUGAAAACAAAGAAGAAGGAGAGAUUAAACCUUAAAAUGAAGGUGGAGGAUGGGGAUAGUAGACAUAAGAAGGAUGGGGUUAAAAUUAGUAAGAGAAUAAAGGACCUACAGAAGGGUCAUCAUAAUGGGGUAAUGAUGGUAAUAAUGGUGGAGGAGGAGUUGCUACUGAGAAUGCUGGAGGAUGGGGAUAAUAGAAUAAUGAAACUCAAGGCUGGGGUGGAAAUUAAGAGAAUAAUAAUUAAGAUGGUUAAGAGGAAUAAUAGAAAGGAAAAGGGAAAGGAAGGAAAAGAGAUUCACCUCCUCCUGCUAAAAGAGUUAGACCUAAUCCAAUAGUAAUAACAGUAGAAGAUGAAGAGGAUAGUGAAACAUAGAAUAUUAUAAUAAAUGAAUAUCCAGUGUUGUAAAAUAAAUAGAAGGGAUUUAUUAAAAGUGAAGAAUAGUAAAUAUGUUUUGAAGGUAAUAUUAAGAUAGACGAAAAUAAUAUGAAUACAUAAUUCAUUAGUUUUGAUACAGAAAUAAAAGUUAAAAUUGAUUAAAUUGAAGAUUACACAAUAGAGAAUUCAAAGGAUUUAUUAAAAACUAUUGGAGAUUAAAUUAUAGUAGGAAUAGUUUAAGGUGUUGACAAAGAUAAUUAAAAAGCUAUAAAUAAAAUAGCAGACAAUCUUUUGGAUAAGCAACAAUCAAUUCAUUUCAAAGAUGUCAGUUUGUUUAGUAUUAAAUAAUUGUAUAAGGGAGAAAGUACUUCAAGAUUGGCUUUCGUUAAGUAGAUAUAAAUUUGAUU